Messenger RNA from Diaporthe citri, 3030 nucleotides. RefSeq lists its product as uncharacterized. The record is from RefSeq and is a predicted model, not a curated record. The transcript has 4 exons. NCBI's taxonomy places the organism in Eukaryota, Fungi, Ascomycota, Sordariomycetes, Diaporthales, Diaporthaceae. Gene Ontology annotation, molecular function: protein binding; nucleic acid binding. The coding region runs from base 1 to 3030 and encodes 1009 amino acids.
AUGUCCGGUUCACAGCGGGGAGGCGGAAGAGGUAGAGGAGGAUUUCCAUCAUCUGGGCCCAUUGGACAACGGGGUCGAGGCCGGGGCGGUGGUAAUUUCUACCGAGACCAGGGCCACAGCAGCGAAGCGACGGCAACCACCCAAGCCGUAUAUGGAGACGGGAAUUUUCCGCUUCCUAGUGAGCAUGUUGACAGCGUCGAAAAGCAAUACCUUGAGUACUACGGCGCGAAAGGACAAGAUCUUGACAAGGACCUCAGGGGCACGAUGCUUUCUCACCGCCCAAACUUUGGAAGCAAUGGUACGGAGGUUGUUCUUUGGGCCAAUUACUUCCAUUUGAAAUUCGAACAGUCUGAAACACUCUACCAGUAUGACAUUGUCAUCUACGAUCCAAAGAAAAUUCCAGAGGACAACAAAAACAGUGGCAGAGCGACCGAUCCCAAGGAAACUUCUGGAGACAAGAAGAACGAUGAAAAAGCGACCAAGCACAAGAACAUUUCCGAGGACAGCAAAGACGAUGGCAGAGUUACUGGUCGCAAAGCAAUGGAUAUCUUCAAGCAAAUCUUUGACCAAGUACGGAGGGACAACGUAUCAGGAGAACUUGCUACAGACUUCAAGCAGAAGAUUGUGACCUUGGGUUAUCUGAACUCACUACCGGAACACCUCAAUUACCGCUCUCGUCAAUACAAGAUCACGGUCUCUGAGCCGCAAGUCCUCAGAGUCGAGGAAUUUAUGUCCCUUCUCGACAACCAGACUCCAUCCGCAAGCCUUGCGACCACGAUCAAGCUCGAUGCCUUUCCCUUUCACCAAGAUACCAUCAGUGCCAUCAAUACCAUCAUGGGUCAUGCUCCGCGUGAGUCUCAGGAUAUUGUUGCUGUUGGAAGCUCCAGAUUCUUCAGCAGAGAGGAGCCGUCUCUGAGAAAAGGAAUCGUUGAUGCGGGGGCUCUGCAGGUCAUCAAAGGGUUCAUUCAAAGUGUCCGACCUGCCACAGGUCGACUCCUUCUCAAUGUCAAUGUAACACAUGGCAUCUUUAGGCGUGAUUACAAAAUACCUGAGCUGUUUACUAAACUUCGCGGCAGUGGCCCUAAAAAACUGCAGAGUCUCCAGAAGAUUGUUUCUAAGGCGAGGGUAAACUAUCAAAUUCUAUCUACAAAGAAGGCGAAGCCAUGUUGGAAGGAGGUGACGGCAGCCGGCCUUGCUCGCAGCACGGACACAUCCAACAAACAGAAGCAGAAAAUCAAGUUUCCACCUGGCGAAGAGUUUGGGUACGCGGACAAAGUCGAGUUUCUUUUGGGAGAGCCUCCCAAGCAGUCAGAUGGCACCGCCGUCAGACCUGCCCCAGGGCUUGAAUGGGGCAAGCGCUACACAGUGUCCAAUUAUUAUUGGAUAAAGUACAAGUACCGACCACAAACGCAUCUUCCUCUUGUCAAUGUUGGAACGCCCACGGAUCCAGUCUACGUUCCCGCCGAGUUGUGUCAGCUCGUUGGUUUUGAUCGUAUCAAGUACAAGCUGGACGAGCAAACAACUAGCGAAAUGAUUAAGUUCUCCGUCAAAGCUCCUCCUGAGAACGCGGAUUUGAUCCUCGGCACAGGCUUGACCGCUGUUCUCAAGCAUACUCCUUCGAACAGCUUGCUCAGAAGUUUCGGUCUGACCGUCGAGCCUGAACUCAUCACCGUCAGAGGUCGACAAUUGGAACCGCCUCAAGUCACUUACCGGUCAGCCAAAGGAGAAAGCGAACCCAAAAUCAUGCAAGUCGCGGUCGACAGAGCUGGCUGGACCAUGAGAGACAGAUACGACCAGGGAAUAGGUGUCAUCAUCCCGUACCAGCAAGCAGACAGCAUGGAAGUUUUGAAAGAGAGAAUAGAGACAAAACUCAGAACAUUGAGCAGGCUGGACUUCGCCCUCGUCAUACUUCCCGAUAACGGGGCAGACAUCUACACGGCCGUCAAAGUUGUUGGAGACAUCGAGCUCGGCUUCCACACUGUCUGUGUCACGAAGAAAAAUUUCCUAGCGGAUCAGUUCGCAGGGCCGAAUGGAGACGCCAACCUCGCCGCCAAAAUCAACUUGAAGCUUGGUGGGGUCAAUCAUGCUAUCCAACCCGUGUUCGGACACUGCGUCGCACGCAAGACCAUGUUCGUUGGCUACGAUGUGGUUCAUCCAACCGGCCAAGCUGGAAACGAGGAAGAAACGAAUAGUCAAGUUGGUCUGGUGUCUAGCAUCGAUGACCACUCUGGACAGUGGAGAGCCUGCUAUUGGACUCAGCCGGGAAGGCAGGAGAUCCUCGGUGAAGAACUGACCGCAAAGUUUGAAAGUCGGUUGAAACUGUACAAGAACAACAAAAAAUUACCGGAGACGAUCCUGAUUUACCGAGAUGGUGUCUCAGAAGGACAGUAUCUGCAGGUCCUAGAAAGAGAACUGCCUCUAAUACGCAAUGCUUGUCAGAGUGUAUACGGAGAUGAAGUUGCUAAGCCCAAGAUCACCAUCGUGGUGUCGGUCAAGAGGCACGCAGCUCGAUUUUUCCCUACGAGGGCAGAGGAAAUGGACAGCUCGACGUACCUGGACCCUUCCCACAAGAAUUUCACGUCAAAGAACAUCAAGAGCGGAACCGUGGUUGACCGCGGCGUGACGCAGGCACGCUACUGGGACUUCUAUCUCACCGCCCACUGUGCACUGAAAGGGACUGCCCGCCCGGCCCAUUACGUCGUCCUCCACGAUGAAAUCUUUGCCAACUGGCAUCUGAAGGACCUCCCGGAAAAGGCGUCACCGAAGGAUGUCCUCGAAGCUGGGAAGAAGGCUGUUGAUGACUUGGAGGCAAUCACCCACCAUCUCUGCUACGUAUUUGGCCGGGCGACCAAGGCAAUCAGCAUCUGCACGCCUGCGCGGUACGCUGACAUUGUCUGCACGAGGGCUCGCCUCCACGCGUCGGGCCUCGCAAGACUUGCUUCCAGACCGGGGCUCUCAGAGAACGAGAAAAAUGAAAUUUUGGCAAAGAAAGUUCAUGGGAAUCUUGAAAAUACCAUGUACUGGAUUUGA